Molecule: messenger RNA, 225 nt
Organism: Dovyalis caffra
Lineage: Eukaryota; Viridiplantae; Streptophyta; Magnoliopsida; Malpighiales; Salicaceae
Source: the annotation of a GenBank genome assembly
AUGGGCAUACUCCCUCUAACAAUCACAAAGCAAAGUAAAUGGAGCAGGAGGCAUGCGAAUUUCGCUUCUUCAUGGGCUCACCAGCGAAAAGAAGACUCUAUAUCGAUUCAUUCAACUAGUGAUUACGGCGAGAAUUUGUUUCAGGGUAGUGGCAAGAACUGGAAACCAGGUGAUGCUGUUGCUGCUUGGGCAGCAGAGAAAGUUUGCUACGCCUACAACCACUAA